This is a messenger RNA of Hymenoscyphus albidus, 953 nucleotides long. The record is from the annotation of a GenBank genome assembly. Lineage: Eukaryota; Fungi; Ascomycota; Leotiomycetes; Helotiales; Helotiaceae.
AUGGUCUACAGUCUUCAAGAAUCAGGUAUGCAAAUACCUUCAAACUUCUCAUCUCGCUAAUUGCAGCUGCAGCGAGCCAGAACUUCAGGAGAUCGGCCCACCGUAACUUGUACGCGCUGUCCUGAACCCUUCUCAACGUCACCCCACCACUCCUUGACCUGUCUGGUGCCAUUAGCAACGAUUCAAAGGUACGUUGAUUUCUUUCUCGCUUUGUCAUUUGCUAUCCCUAAAUCCUUCCCCUCCCUAUACAAUCACCGGUCGCCCUGUUGAUCUUCCUCCCUCAGUUACAGUACGACCUUAACUGACCAGGGACCACUUUCUCAACAGUGUUAGGCUCCUGCAAACCCCAUCGCUAAAGCAAUGAGCGCUUCUCUAGCUACCAUCGACAAUCUCCUAUAUCUGCCCCUUUCUUGUAAGCGAUCUCGGUGUGAGAUAUACCGAGCAACCAACCACAUACUGACGCUUGCUGUCUCGGUAGUCUCUCCCUAUACUCAAAGUCUGUUGGUCCAUCUGCGAGCACUUACCAAUCAAAACAAAAGAUUUACGCGGAGGCCCUGACGUUCAGACCUGACAAAGGCUAGAAGAAAGGUCAAUUAGUAAGAUGUUCUAUCUCCUUCGACACUUCGCUAUCAAACCUUUCUAACUCAUUACUUAGCAUUACAGAAUGUCUCCCAAGUCUCAAAUUUUGCGAAUUUGCUUCAGAUUCUUAUCUGCAAGCACCCAUUCUCCAUCAAAAGCAACAAACUAGUCAUAGUGGUCAACCAGCAAAGGCAACAUACCCUGUGGCCUUUCUCCCUCAACAUCUACAAGGGCUCCACUUCUCCCCGCUUCUGCAGGUAUUGUAUACCUCUCAGCCCAGGAUGAAGACUGACAAAGACCCAGAUGAGACCAUGCCUCACAGCUGGGACGUCUUGGAACCCGACUGGGCAUCUGGAUACUCCAGCGGGCUUUGA